UUUUCCCUGUCUUUUCACUAGCAAACCUAUUCUACAAAAUUGGAUGGAUAACAGUUGUAUAAUUCAAACUUUAGGUUACAAUUCCUACCUAAGAUUGUCUGCCUGUAGAGAAGAUGAAAGGGUUUUCCAAAGAAAACCCUGGGGAUGAUUUCUUUUACGCCUACUCUUGCUUGUUUUACGAUAUGUACGUAAGGUUUCCCUUAGUGUGUUUCAGAUAGAUAUCUUAAAAACUUUAAAUGUUGCCCCUUCUCAAUUGCACCCAAACAAUUGAGGUUACAUCCAGGCAUUUGCCGUCAUGUGCCAAGCUUUAGCUCUUAGGCCGACGGCGACCCUGUUUCUUCAUUUCUUUAGAGCCUGACCCAUUGCUAAGAGAGGUUCGGUUUCCUUAAGUUUUGAACCUGGGAAUGCUAUCCUGGAAUUGUACUCCCAGUCUUUCAAAGGGUUUAAAAAUCAAUUCUUUAGGGUAACCAUUACCGAGUCAGGUCGCCCUUUUUUCUUUAAUGAUGACGAUAGUCCUAGGUUUCCCUUAUAUUGGACCUAGGACCCUCUCAAAUUCACCUCUUGGUCGAAGGAUAAAAUUACCACUGAUGAACUAGAAGCUUUGAAUGUUCUGAACGCGUCGCCCCGCCCCUUUUCUUCUUGGAAGAUCUUCAACUAUCUUGAGCACGAUGAUGUUAAUUCAAGGGUGUUUGCUAUUAUUGGGAAGAAAUCUACUAGUGAUUGGUUCAGUCUUCUUGACAAAGAAAAAUCAGUGGGGAACUUCGCGUGGUGGAUUGAGUGGUGCCUCUGUUCCAACACCCACUACUGAGAAUACUACCGUUUGGAUCAUGCCGAGCAACCACCCUCACCCGAGGUAGUCUUUGUGAGGAAACACAAGGUUGUUCAGUCCAUAGAAGACCCGAAGGCUUAUAAAAAAGGUAGAGACUUCGAAGGGCAGGUUGAUCUGCAAGCCGAUCAUGCCAUACCCAGCGGAAUGUGGGAUCCGGCUUUAAACCUUGGCCACAAUAUCAACUUUAAUUUUGACGAAGCCGAGAUGAAAGUCAUCGAGGGUACGUUUAAGCAGAAGAUGGCAUAGACUUGCUUGGAACUUGCCUGCUAUACGGCUACAGCUGCCUGGACCCUGGCCUAUGCCUUCAAUAGGGGUAAUUUGAGAGUCGAACGGGAACAGGUAAAAGAGCAAUUGAACGAGGUUACUGUUGUUCACUCUCACUAUGACCAAAAGCAAAAAAACGCUGACAAGAUGAUAGUUGAGGGUCGCUCGAUAAUGGAAAAUCUGCGAAGAGCCUGUGUUGAAGAGAAGAAGACUCGGGAUCAACUUGUCGCUGACCUGGAGGGCUUGAAGAGAGAGAAUCUCGAGCAGAAAGAAAUCGUAGUUGCGCUAAUAGAAGAGACGGACACCAUGCGUUGGACUGUUGCCAAGGACCAAAAGUUGAAAGAGGAGAUGGGAGAAGCUAUCAUCCUAGAGCAUACCCGGGGUUUCAAGAAGGCCCUGAGACAGGUGUCUCAUCUUCUUAACGUAUCCACCGACGGGGUCAAGUUUGAUCCAAGGAAAGACGUUUACCAGGGUCAGCUGGUGCCGUUAGGGGAUAUUCCUGCAGGUACCUUUCUUGAUGAUGAGCCCGCCGAAAUGGGGAAUGAAUGUGGGAUUAUCAUAGUGGCAGCUGUUUCUGGUGAAAUGGGAAAGGAAAAUCCUGCAACUCCUUCUACCACUGAUGUCGUCAUAGUGAAUAUUAGCUAGGAUGGUUUAAAUUGUUUGAACAUUUGACAUUUGUAUAUGCCUUUUACUUUUUGUUUUGACAAACUUCGUACUCACCAUACUAAUAACCUUUGUAUGGGAUACCCCUCAUGAUAUUUGCAUGAUGUUAAAUGUUUGUGAACCUUUUUUGAGUUUUGACCUAGAUCGCGCUAUUGGGAGUUCGUUUUAGGACUUUUUCCCAUGUUAAUUUGAUGCUAGGUUUAAACAUGUCUUAGACGAGGAGGUGGUCCCCUGAAUUGGACACACUUGUGUGUUCAUGACCCAAAAAGGGGGUGCUCUCCCUUACGUUCGGGCAUUUAAUGACCGUAAGGGAAUGUAUCCCUUAAUUGGAUGCUCUUGACGCGUUCGGGCACUCAAUGACCCUAGGGAAUGUAUCCCUUGAUUGGACGCGCUUGACGCGUUCGGGAAUUCAAUGACCCUAGGUAAUGUAUCCCUUGAUUGGACGCUUUUGAUGCGUCCGGGCACUCAAUGAC
Molecule: messenger RNA, 2229 nt
Organism: Vigna radiata var. radiata (mung bean)
Lineage: Eukaryota; Viridiplantae; Streptophyta; Magnoliopsida; Fabales; Fabaceae
Exons: 2
Coding region: 1241-1738 (165 amino acids)
Source: RefSeq, a predicted model, not a curated record